Messenger RNA from Micropterus dolomieu (smallmouth bass), 3796 nucleotides. It is a transcript of the gene zfyve27, whose product is annotated as zinc finger, FYVE domain containing 27. Gene Ontology annotation, biological process: endoplasmic reticulum tubular network formation; positive regulation of axon extension; vesicle-mediated transport. Bases 346 to 2190 code for a protein of 614 amino acids. The record is from RefSeq and is a predicted model, not a curated record. NCBI's taxonomy places the organism in Eukaryota, Metazoa, Chordata, Actinopteri, Centrarchiformes, Centrarchidae. Gene Ontology annotation, cellular component: growth cone membrane; endoplasmic reticulum tubular network. The transcript is spliced from 17 exons. Gene Ontology annotation, molecular function: metal ion binding.
AGCUCCUUCUCUGUGAUCCAUUGUUCGGCCUGGAUUAAAUGAGGAAGCGGACGUUGUCAGACAAGCACGGAGCUAACGCAGCUAGCUGGGACAAACAAAACUGGUUUACCCGUCGCGUUUCUCCGCAGACAACUGCUUAGUUUUAUAAACGGUCUCGCUUUGACAGGUGGAUGCUCAUGUAGGAGGGCAGGCAGCUGCUAUGUUGACCGGGCCGGGUGCAUUUGGAGGCUCUUCCUUCCUCCAGGCUGACGAUGUCGGUGGGACUCGCUAGUUACGCCUGAACUCUCUUCGGCGCUGCUGCUGCUGCUUCACAAGUUGGCUGUUGUUGGACACUCAGCUCGGGGAAUGACGACGCACGGCGUGUCCCAGGACCCCUCACAGGGUGCAGGGGAGGGGGGAGAGCUAGUACACAUGUUAUCUAAAGAGACCCCCGGGUCGCCGGAUGCCUCUGAGUUGGGGAGCCCGCGGAGUACACCAAACUUUGACCUCUUCAACAUGGUUGUGUCCUAUAAGAGAAUGGCUCUGCUUAUAGAACCGGUUGCAGAUGCAGUGGAGCUGACGCGCUUCCUGCUCGGAUGGAAGAUGCCCGUGUGCUCUCUGCUUGUCUGUGUAUUCCUCAAUGUCUUCUUCUGCACUGUUAAUGAAGUGGGCUGGUUCACUGUGGGUGUAGUGGCACUGACGGCGCCUGCUGCCCUGGGUUACCUGCAGGACAGGUGUGGGGGCAGAGCCUCAGACGCUGAGCUCCAGAGGAGGCGCUACUACGCUGUGUACCGCAGAGACCGGCAGACGGUGCAUCUCACCAAACAGGAGGCCAUGCUGGAAGUCAAACAACUGUUGAAGCAGCUGGAUGACAUGCUGUCCUCUGCCUGCCUGUCUGCAGAAGCUAUUUACGAGGUCCUAUACUGGGACAAUCACACCAAGUCGUCAAGCACUGUAGAUUUUGACACUUCUAAGGCAGGAAUGACGACGCACGGCGUGUCCCAGGACCCCUCACAGGGUGCAGGGGAGGGGGGAGAGCUAGUACACAUGUUAUCUAAAGAGACCCCCGGGUCGCCGGAUGCCUCUGAGUUGGGGAGCCCGCGGAGUACACCAAACUUUGACCUCUUCAACAUGGUUGUGUCCUAUAAGAGAAUGGCUCUGCUUAUAGAACCGGUUGCAGAUGCAGUGGAGCUGACGCGCUUCCUGCUCGGAUGGAAGAUGCCCGUGUGCUCUCUGCUUGUCUGUGUAUUCCUCAAUGUCUUCUUCUGCACUGUUAAUGAAGUGGGCUGGUUCACUGUGGGUGUAGUGGCACUGACGGCGCCUGCUGCCCUGGGUUACCUGCAGGACAGGUGUGGGGGCAGAGCCUCAGACGCUGAGCUCCAGAGGAGGCGCUACUACGCUGUGUACCGCAGAGACCGGCAGACGGUGCAUCUCACCAAACAGGAGGCCAUGCUGGAAGUCAAACAACUGUUGAAGCAGCUGGAUGACAUGCUGUCCUCUGCCUGCCUGUCUGCAGAAGCUAUUUACGAGGUCCUAUACUGGGACAAUCACACCAAGUCGUCAAGGUUCUAUGCAGGGAUGUUAAUAUUGGCGUGUCUGCUCUACGUCGCUCCUGUGGGCUGGGUGUUCGCCGGUCUCAACAGCGUCAUCUUCCUGUGGAACAGAGACUUCUGCAGAGUUUUGUUGGACCUCAGAAAGCUGUCCUACAUGGGUCAGGCCCAGACCUCAGAGGGGGCAUGUGAAGUGCAGGAACAGGGCAACUUGUUGGACAGGACCCCUACACCAACUAGUCUGGAGGACCUGUCUCCUGGCAGUGUGGAGGAAGCUGAGGAGGCAGAGCCUGAUGAUGAAUUCAAAGAUGCCAUUGAGGAGGAUGAUGACGGGCCUCUUGGAGCUCCCGAGUAUGACACCAUCUCCGAAAAUGGUCUCUUGAGCCGCAAUGAACCAAUACGCAGCAAAGUGUCCAAACUGACAGAGAAACUGCGUAAACGCUACCCCACCACCAGCACAGGCAACUGUUCUAGCUGCAAUGCUGUCUUCUCAGUGCUGAAGAAAAGGAGGAGUUGCAGUAACUGUGGCAACAGCUUCUGUUCCCGAUGCUGUUCUUUCAAGGUGCUGAGAUCUUGCAUGGGGGCAACAGCUCCAGAGGCACAGAGAGAGACAGUAUUUGUUUGUGCUGCCUGUAAUUCCUCUCUCAUCAAGUUACAGUGAGCUGGCAUGUCAGUCUUGUCUCCCUGUGGCCAGCUGGAGAUCAUUCACUGUUCAUACCUGAGCCCCAGUCCAAGUUACUGAAACCCUACUUGCCUUGGUUUUCAGGUUAAGGCACUUCUGUCUGUCAAGAUAUCUAACUCCAAGAACCCCCCAUACCUUUACCAGUCAUAUCCCUCCUUAGCUACUCAUGCUGCUUAUGGGACAUCUACUGUAAUAUGUUAAAUAUUUCCUGUUUCAAGUCUCAAUGAAGAACUGGACCUUCUGAAUCAAUGAGAUUAACUACAGAGCACAGUGGCACCAAAAUCAACAGACCUGUUCCGUUUGCUGAGCAGAGGGAGGUGCAGAGUAUGCAGGGUGGAGGCCAGAAUUGGACUGGUUGUGUCGGGCAAUAUAAACAAGAUUAUAGGCUGCCUGUCUACGGUUUUGCUUUUACUUUGUUGAUUCCGCUUGAAUCAUGACAUUUUCAGCCCCAUGUUGCAGUUUAACAGUACUGUAAUGCUGAGAGGACUCUCAGCAUUAGCGGCUGGCACUGUAUACAUUUAGUUAUAGGUUUUUAGAUCGGGGAUGAAUGCGAUGGAGUGAUCAAAAGGCUGGCAGUGUGAAUUUGCUUUGUUCAGAUGAACAAAAUAACAUACAACCGAAACAAGCUCUACAUUUAGCUUCUAUUGCCACAGUGUGCGCAGGCUGGCUAGCUAAACUCAGAAAUUUUGUUUGCUCCAAUAAACUUUGACCUGCAGCUGGUCAACAAUGUCAUGUGAUUAGUUCUGGGUUUGUCCAAGUUUUUGGGGACACUGCUUUUAAUUUUCUUGUUUUACUAGGUUUGUCUACUGCCACUGCAAACCACAUUUUCCUCAAGUUGGUAAGUAUACAGGCUCAGAGAGCAAAUGGCACAUUUUUAAAUGGUGUUCCCACCAACUAAAAGAGCUUACAUGACAUAACUGGAAUAGAUAUAACAUGCCAUCAAGCAGUUAACUCUAUGGCAGUACUGAGAGUGCAUGGCCUGCGGUGAAUCAUAUUACAUUUUUGACAAGUUGCCGGUGUUCUGGAGGGCGGUGAACGAGGUUUGUGAACAUUUUGAUCCCAGAUUUGUUUUGCGGAUCAGUUUUGGUUGUAAUAAUCAUUUUUCUGGUGUUGACAUGUCAUAUUAGCGUUUUUGAAGUAUAGCAGCAGCCUACAGGUCAAAGAAACUGCUAGAGGUCCCUGGAGCCCGUGGACUUCCUCUAACUGGAUCAAAGUCGACCCAACUGGUUUAAAGUUGUUUAAAUGGACUGAGCAACCAGCUGGAAUUGUCAUCAGAGCCUCACACUCUUGCAAGGGGGACUUAAAAGAAUUGAUGUGGAGGCAUUUUAACCCAAGAUGUGGAUCUUGUUGGUAAAGUUUUCAUCAAGAUCCAGACACAGAUGAUUGUAAUUGUUUGCUUUUAUUGUAAUCAUGUAUCAAGUUUUACUCUAAACUGUACUACUAUAUCUAUUAUAUUUAAUUUAAAAGUCCAGAAAGUGCAAGUUAUUUGACUUAAUAAUUAAUUCUGUAUAUAUUGCCCUGAUUUUAUGGAUGAACCUAUGCUAUUAUUGAAAUAAACUCUGAAGGUUUGAUUAACUUAAAGUCA